AUGCGCUGUGUCCCUCGGACACAGCGGAUCACCGAUCACGGAAAGAGCCGAAGAUGUCGGCUCGGUCAUGUGAUCAGCUGUGUCCAAUCACAGCUGAUCACAUGGCACUGAUGAUCAGUGUAGCCCCAGCAGUGCCAGCUGUCAGUGUCCAUCAGUGCCACAUCAAUGCCACAUAUCAGUGCCUACCAGUGCACAUCAAUGCCACAUAUCAGUGCCCAUCUGAGCUGCCUUUCAGUGUCACCCAUCAGUGCCAGUCAGCGCCACCUAUCAAUGCCAAUCAGUGCCACCUAUCAGUGCUGCCAAUCAGUGCCACCUAUUAGUGCCAGUCAGUGCCGCCUAUCAGUGCCAUGUAUCAAUGCUGCCUUUCAGUGCCCAUCAGUGA
Messenger RNA from Staurois parvus, 382 nucleotides. Lineage: Eukaryota; Metazoa; Chordata; Amphibia; Anura; Ranidae. The record is from the annotation of a GenBank genome assembly.